AUGGAGUACAGCCGCGCGCGCGAGAGAUACGAGAUGAACCAGUGGGGAAAUAAGGAUUCCAAGGAUGUCAAGAUCGGCGUGCGCACGGUGAUAGACGAGGAUGACCCGGCGCUGAAGCUCUCGGACGACGCGAGCAUGAACCAGGCGCUGUCAAGGUGGAACCAGGUUCGUAACCUGCUCUCCAGUAAGGCCUCCCUGACACUCCUGCGCUCGGACUCCUCCAUCAAGAACGAGGCCGCGCUGUACGGCGGGACGAUCGACUCGGAUUCCAUGAAGGAUCCUCACGGCGAACCCGAGCCCGUGGGCAGGUGGUGGUACGUCAACCCCGACGGCCGGUUCAGGAGCUCGUGGGACAUCUUCCAAGUCGCGGUGCUGUGCUACCUGGCGUGCGCCACCCCGUACAGGGUCGCCUUCGACGCGCCAGCCUACGGACCCGCGUUCUGGUGGGAGUUUUUCGUGGACUUAUACUUCAUCGCGGACGUGUUCCUCAACUUCGUCACCGGGUACUGGGAGGAGUUGGAGACGACCAGCGUGCUGGUGUCGGAGCCGUGGCCCAUUGCGAUGAAUUACCUCAGGACUUGGUUCCCCAUCGACGCGGUGGCGUGCGCGCCCGUGGAUCUCGUGACCAGGGCGCUGGAGGGUACGCUGAGGUGUUCGUUCGAACCCGACGGGUGCAGCGCGGCGGAGAAGUACGACGCGAACGUGGAUGCGAACGCGCUGAAGCUGUUCAAGCUCCUCCGCAUCUUCCGGCUGGUCAAGCUGCUGCGGCUGUUCCGCGUGUCGCGGCUGCUGCAUCGGUACCAGAAUCAGCUCAUCUACUACCACUCGUUCAUCAGCGUCGCGCGCGUCAACGGGCUGGUCAUUCUUAUCGCGCACUGGAUGGGGUGCAUCUACGGCAUGAACUAUGAGCAGAACCUGGAUGAUAACAGCGGCAACCGGUGGCUGCAGUCGAUAUACUGGGCGGUGCAGUCCAUCACCAGCGUCGGCUACGGAGACAUGCCCGCGGAUAACGAAAUUACCAUGCUCAUCGCCAUAUUCACCAUGCUUAUGGGCGUCGUGCUGUGUAGCUGGAUCAUGACGAACGUGCUCGCGGCGAUGAACCCGGACAGUUCGUCCAAACGGUUCCACGAGCGCCUCCAGUACGUCAUCGCCUACCUCAAGAACAACCAGCUCCCGCAGGGCGUGGCCAAGCGGGUCAUCACGUUCUACCGGUGGCAAAACAUGAACCAAUUCGACGAGAAGAGCGUGCUGUCGGACCUACCCCCGAGCCUCCGGAAGGACAUCUUCGAUAACCUGUACACCGACGCGCUGGUGGGCGUGCCCAUAUUCAAGAACAUGUCGAACCAGUUCAUCACCGAGGUGUGCCUGCGGAUGUCGCCCAUCUCGUUCCCGCAGUUCCACUCGGUGUACGGGCAGGGCGAGCUCGGCUACGACAUGUACUUCAUCACGAAGGGGUCCGUCGCGGUGCUGCUGAACGAGAUGCCCCACAACCCCAGCACCGAUGAGCUGCAGACCAUGGUGGACUCGUGCAUCGAGCUCGGACGCGGCUCGUUCUUUGGGGAACCCGCGGUGCUCGGAUUCGCGUCGAGGCUCGAGACAAUCGUGUGCACCCGAUCGUGCACCAUGAUGACGCUGAACCAGGAUCACAUGGACGAGCUGUGCCAGCUGAGCUACGAGUUCAAGGCUGAGCUCACGGGUUCCGAAGGAGGUUUGCACGUGGUGCCUGCGGGAUUUCGGUGUCGGCGAGGAGGGGAUCAUAGCGGGUGA
Micromonas commoda is the source of this 1767-nucleotide messenger RNA. Its product is annotated as voltage-gated ion channel superfamily. Gene Ontology annotation, molecular function: voltage-gated potassium channel activity. The transcript is spliced from 2 exons. Gene Ontology annotation, cellular component: membrane. Lineage: Eukaryota; Viridiplantae; Chlorophyta; Mamiellophyceae; Mamiellales; Mamiellaceae. Bases 1 to 1767 code for a protein of 588 amino acids. Gene Ontology annotation, biological process: regulation of membrane potential; potassium ion transmembrane transport. The record is from RefSeq and is a predicted model, not a curated record.